This is a messenger RNA of Cryptosporidium muris RN66, 2286 nucleotides long. RefSeq lists its product as uncharacterized. The record is from RefSeq and is a predicted model, not a curated record. Bases 1 to 2286 code for a protein of 761 amino acids. The transcript has a single exon. Lineage: Eukaryota; Apicomplexa; Conoidasida; Eucoccidiorida; Cryptosporidiidae.
AUGCUAGUUAAUUUCCGGACUCUAAUAUGGGUAUAUAUUAUUAGAAAUAUAGUCCCGACAAGCUCAGUAAUAGAAUUAGAAGAUUAUGAUUAUAAUUCUAUUUAUCAAUAUGUAUCAGCAGAUUCAGACAGUAUAUUAGAAUAUCAAGAUAUUUUCUUAAAUAUACAAGACAUAAUAUCUGGCAACUACUUGAGUCCUAAUGUUAUAUCACCUGUAGAUAUAAAAGAUGGAUCUAAAAUAAUAAACAAAGUGAAUGUUAAUAAAAAUUCAACUGCCACAAAUUCUCUAGACUUAAAUAAAAAGAGAAAUGUAGUUGGUUCUAUAUUUGAUGAAUUUUCGAUACCAAAGAAUAGAAUUGGAACUAGAUUAGAUGUUCUCAAUAUUUUAAAAUUCAACUGGUGUUUAGGAGAUAUUAAUAUAAAGUUUAAAUCUUCUUGGACUGCUUUACAACUUGCAAUGAAUGCAGAAACUUAUAAAGAAAUGCCUAGUGACUUUCAAAUAAUAACAACAUAUAACCAAUGUUUAGAUUAUAUAAGUAGAAAUGAGAAUAUUAAUAAUACAUCUUUAAAAGAAAAUGAUAACAUUGGAAAUUUUGCUAGAUAUGUAUGUGGAAUAUAUGGGGAGUACAUGUGGUCAAUAUCAAGUAAGGAUCCAACAUCUUCGCCAUUAGGAAAAGUCCCAGAUUUUCAAGAUUUGGAAGAUAUUGAAUCAGAAAUCCCAAAUACAGAUUUAUAUGAUAUAUGGCUUGCAAUAUAUAAAAUUGAUCCCUCUUAUUCUCAAUGGUUUUUACUAUAUAAAAUUGCAUCUAAUGAAAUAGAUGAAUUUAUAACAAUAUUCAAAUAUUCUAGUAAUUAUAAUGAUUUAUUAAAUGUUAUUGUAGAAUUUAUGGAACACACAGACUAUUAUGAGAAAUCUACAGAAAUAUUUGGACGACAAUAUACCUCAAGUAAACAUAAGAAACAUGGGAUUACAGGUAAAAGUAGUAAACGUUUUAAGAUUCAUUUACCUAAAGAUAUGCCAAACAUGUAUAUAUACCAUCAUAGACAAGACUCUUGCGUUUUAAAUUUAGCUGCAAUGACUCUAUAUCCAGAUACAAGAGUAAAUUUAGACAUUGAAAAGCCUAAUAGAAGUAGCUUUUAUUAUGUAUUCCAUCGUAAAAAUGUAGCUGUAUCAAGAAGAUCUUUUCUUAGAUCUAAUCAGAUUUGCUUUAUAAUGUUAGCUACAAUGGAGAUUUUUGAGAAACGUUAUUACAUAACUGAGAAUAGGAAGCAAAAGACAAAAUACUUAACUAAACCUUUACCCUUUGAUCCUUUUUACUACUCGAUCCCUUCGAAUAUUGAUGACUUUAAAAUGUAUGUUUACUGGCUAUUGUAUCCAAAAAGUCAAAGUAUUAACAAAUUAGUGAAUCAUAAAAAUAAUAUGUUGGUAUAUUUAGAAUAUUUAGUUAUGAAAUAUCAGGAUUCAAAAUUACUAAAGUGGGAGUACGAAUCAUUUUCUAAUAGAGAUUUGACAAAGCUUAGAGAUAGAAAUUUAAAAAUGUUAGAAUUCAAAAAAGAAUUAGAUCAUAAAUUACAAGAAAUAAAAUUGACGAAAAGAAUUUCAGACAGCACUAGUAGUUUAAAUGAUAACAGAAAUUACUAUCCUACAAUGUACUCAAUAAUACCUUUAAUCGCAAUAAGUACUGGAUAUUGGAAAUUAAGGAAAAAUCUAAAUAAAUAUCCUGUACGUAUAGAUAUAAAUUUACUUAAAACUAUAAAUAUUUUGAAUAAUAUAAAAUUUGAUACACAUACUGAAUUGGGAUAUAUGCCAAUAUAUACAUCACUUGAAUGUAUUAAAGGUGUGAUAUUACUAUGGAAAAAUGAUGGUUUAUUAAUUAAUAAAAGACCUUUCAGAUUAUUAGACCCUCGUCUAGUACAUUUCAAUCAAAACAAUAGAAAACAAAUUUCAAAAAUUUAUGCGGAUUAUGCUACAAUAUAUUUAUUAUGCAGUGAGAUAGUUGUCAAGGCAGUAAAUUACCAACGUACAUAUAUUAAAAUAUUUAACCAUGAUACUCUUAAGGAUUCCUGGGAAAUCCAAAGAAUUUUAGAUUUAUCAGAUCCUAAUAAUCAAAAUAGCUUUGAAUAUAAUACAAAACAUAAUUUAAUUCUUCAUUCUCUUCCAGAUAGAUUUCCUGUCCACUAUCUCACAAAAAGUAUUCAUGGUUUUUUUAUUGCAGGUUCUAUUUUCCUAUUUAUUGGGAGUAUAGUUCUUGAUAGUCUCCUAUCUAUCUUUUCUCCUUUAAGAUAA